AUGAGAGUUGCGCCCAAAGAAAAAUGGGUCGAUGGGGAAAUCGCUCGCCAAUUCUGGGAGCGCACCAUACGUGAUGCUAGCGUGCAGUCAAAGAAGCAGUUCAUUGCGGUAAUGGUGAGGUUUCUAGAAGGCGUGGUGCAGCAGGCCAUGCCAUUGACCGAAGCGGUCAUUGUAUCCGUGUCAAUCGUCAUGCGCCGCAAGACCGUCGAAAUGACGCCUUAG
Molecule: messenger RNA, 222 nt
Organism: Suillus subaureus
Lineage: Eukaryota; Fungi; Basidiomycota; Agaricomycetes; Boletales; Suillaceae
Exons: 2
Coding region: 1-222 (73 amino acids)
Source: RefSeq, a predicted model, not a curated record